GAGUGACAAGACAUAGCGAAAGAGGGGGAGAAGCGCGGCGUCCAGGUGUAUGUACAGCGUGUGAAAGGGAGCGCGCGAGAGACUGAGAGAGAGGCAGCACGAGAUCCGACAGAAAAACGAGCUGGGAGGUCUCUCCAGCCUAGAGCGGAAGCUGCAAAUGGAUUCCUCUCUCUCUGCUUUUUCUCUUCUAUUUCCAGAUGUGUGAUGAGUCCACGAGAGGCUGAAGAAGGCGAGAAGACGAGCGCGCGGUGACGGAGAGGACUGCGAGAAAUGGAGUUAUAAAACCUCGUCUUCCUCGCCCUCCAAGCCGCACGCACUCAUGUUCCUCUCCUCGUCCUCUUUCUCCUCUUUUUCUUUCUUCUCCUCCUCUUUUUUCUCCUCUUUCUUCUUCUGUUCCUGAGCCUUUAUCUUGGUGUCUUAGAGUGUUGCCACAUGCGUUCUGUCUCGUGGUUUUGCUUCACGGACUGUCUUUCACCUGCCUCGCAUUCUCUCCUCCCUUCGUGGUCUCUUCUGUGCUUUCUUCUUUCUUUCGGUCUUUCUCUCUCCUCCCUCUUCUAUCUUGUCAUCCCUUCUUUGCUCGUCUUCCGCCACUCUCUUGUCUUUUGUCUCUUCUCUUCUUACCCUUCUCUCGCUGUGUCUCUCUUUUCUUAUCCGUUUUCCUCUUUCGGUACCCUGUCUCUCCCGCCUCUUUCGGUGCUUUCCUCUUCCCUUACUUAGCUGUUUUUCGUGGAUUUCCUUUUAUUUCUCGCGAUGAGUCACCUGGUGCAAAAGGUGGUGGACUCGGGGAUGUUCCCCGGGACGCUGAGCAGCUAUGAAGUUUCCUCUUUUCCACAGUUGCUGCUGCUUCCUCGCCUGGACUGUCCAGACAUCAAAAUUCCGCUUCUCCUGCUCCUCCCGUCUCCGCGACAGCACCUCCGGAGACACCUCAGCGCUCAGCUGGAACUCGUGGACCUCCUCCGCCUCCACUUGCGCAGACUCGAGCGCCACGACCAACUCUCUCUCGCCCAUCUCCUCCGCUUCCGCGACAGCCUCCGCGCCCACCGCCGCAGCGCAUGUCUCCUCGAGCGCCGCGGCGCCGCGCAGGAUGCAUGCGACGCGUCUCCUCCUCUCCCCAGGGUGCGGGGCGCGGCCGCGGCGCCAGGAGAGUCCUCGGGGGCGACUCCGAGCGAGUGUCUGUACACCGCGUCGGGUCCAGAACAGUCAUCUGGGCCGGACGAGGAUUCUGCGGAAGCUUCUCUUCAACUCGAGCGGGCCGAGGCCGCCUGGAAGAAAGGAAUCGGUGUGCACGAAAGAGGCGCGGAGUCGGCGGUGGGGGAGGGGCAAGGAGACACUUCCGGAGACAGGAGUGAAGCGAACUCUGCGUCCCGGUCGCUCCCUCUUCUUCCCGGGGCUUCGCUCCAGGCCUCAGAUGACUCGAGAGAGAGGACAGAAGAAGGCUUCGGAGGCUUGUCGAAGAACGCAGACGCCCAGCCGCCGUGCUCGGGGAAGACAGAGGCACAUGUCGCGGACCUGCAGCGACGCUUGACACAGACGCGUUCGCUUCUCACGCUUCUGCAGGACCAGUUUCAUCUUCAACAGCAAUGCCUAGAGAGAGAGUUACGGCGACCCGACCAGACAGACGCCUGCAGUCUCGCAUGCUCGGAGGUCUGCCUCUGUGGCUGCUGUCUCUUGCCGGACAAGUCGACGGGGGAGCCGCGACGCGCAGCUGACCGAUGCCACCAGAGAGAAGAAAUAAGAGACACAAGACGCGCUCUGGAAAGCGGAGAUAGAAACUCGAGACCUCAUGGGCCGCGAACGCUGGAACACGCAACUCCUCGCUCCCAAAUAAGCUCUUCAGGAUCUCACUCUUCGUCUUCUGUUCCUUCGUCCUACUCUUCUGCUUCUUCUUUCUCUUCUUCCUCUUCUUCGUCUUGCCCUUCUUCCUCUUCUUCGUCUUGCUCUUCUUCCUCUUCUCCUCUGCCUUCCUCGUCUUCGUUCGCUUCUUCCCUGCCCUCUUCUUCUCUUUCUUCUGUGCCGUCGUGCUUCGCUUCCUCUGCGUCUCCGGACGCUUGUUCGAGGUUCGGUGUGGAGAGUGUGUCUGCUUUGUUUUCGGGUCCGACGGCUGCAGCGGUGGCGGCUCCGUUUCUCGUCAUUUACGCGCAUGGUAACGGGAGCGACAUAGGCGACGUGCAUGCGCGGUCGGCGCUGCUCGCGGAGCGUCUGCAAGCAAGUUUUCUCCUCUUCGACUACCCUGGCUACGGGAAGUACGCAGGCGCCGCAGAUGAGGCUUCGGUAGAUGCGACGCUGCGCUCGGUCCUCGCCUUCGCGAUUCACUGCCUCGGCUGGCCUCAGCAAAAAAUCGUCCUCUGGGGAACCUCCAUUGGCACGGGUCCCUGCACCCGCGCUGCAUGCAGUCUGGCCCACGCAGCCAGGCAGCUGCGCCCGCGCCCAGGGCCGACGCUCGAUAUCCCGAACGCAAAAAGCUCAGAAAAGCAAGAUCGAAGACGAGAGGCGAGAAAAGAACCGAACGGAGGAGAGAGAGGAGAGCAAGGAGAGCAGAGAGAAGCGCGAGAACGGAACGACGAGAGAGAGGGGAAGAUGUUGGGGUUUGGAGGAAGUUUGCGACGAAGCAAAAAGCGCGCAGAUGCCUUUUGUGUGGGUGAGGCACCCAGCUCGCGGGAGGAGAGAGAGGAAGCGACUGAGAACAGGCAGAAAGAAGGCCGGAGAAAGGGGACGAACUUCUCUUCCUUUAUCGCAGGCGUCGCCGCAGCUGUGGCGGGAGAACGCGGCGCUGGCCUCGCGACCAAAUUGGGAACCUGGAUCGAAAGAGACAACCCCGAGGACAGUGAAGGUGAAGGAGAAGAGACAAACGACAGUUGUCACUCUGGGGCUCCAAACACAUUUGGAGACUUCAAUUCAGAAGAGACCCUCGCAUCUGCCUCCCUGAUGUCUUCCUCCAGAUGCAGUGCAUCUUCUUUGCCGUCACACUCAAGCCUCACUUCUUCCUCUUCGUCCUCUCCCGCUUCGUUUUCUCCUCUACCAUCCACACACGGGGCAUACCCUUUCGGAGGAGGCUCUUCAUCUGACAUCCAAGCUGUUUCCUCGGGAUCCCAGGCUGCGGCUUCGGCGUCGAGCUUCUCGUUGCCCGUGACCUCGCGCUUGGCCUCUCUGCCGGUGCCUGCGGGCCUGGUCCUGCAGUGUCCGUACAGGUCGAUCACGCAUGCAGCGGCGGCUUUCGUGCCGUCUCUGGUGGCGCGUGCACUCGUCUCUUCUGGCUGGAACGUGGAAAACGAGGUACUUUCUUGCGACUGUCCGGUCCUCUGGAUCCACGGCCAAGCAGACGAACUCUUCCCCUGGGAAGGCAGCCUCGCUAUGCUCGACGCCUAUCGCCAGGUCUGCGAACUGCGUCGCUCCCGCGCCGCCGCGACUGCGGCGCUUGGAGCCCAACUAGCGGCCGACAGCCACGCGACGGAGCCCGCGACAGAGCCUCUGGCUUCCGGAGAUGCCGCCGCCUUUGGGCGACUCGACAGGGAGGAGACGGAUCCGAAAGUGGAGACCGCACUGGUCGCAGCGCAGUCGGCUUUCAUGAGGAGAGACGUCGAGGAAUGGGCGAUUGGGCACUUUCCCGAGGACGCGACUCACGGCGAAUUCGAUUUCCGAAAGGAUUUGGUGGAGCCCGUCCAGCGUCUCAUGAAGCGCAGCCAGCAGCGGUGCGUCGAGGCGUUUGCUGGGGAGAUUGUGUCUCUCUGGACUUCCUGCAUGCAGCCCAGUUUGCCUGCGUCGUCUGCGGGGGUCGUCUUCGAGGCCUUCCGGGCCUUCUUCGCCUCUCCAGCCCCACACGGUCCCUUGGACGGCGUCUCCUCUCCCCACGAGUCGCCUGCGGGCGGCCUCGCCUCUCGCGACUCUCGCGGCUUCGCUCCCCGUCUCCGGUUUCUCCUGCCCCCGCACGUCCUGUGCGGCCUGACUCUGAGUCACCCCCUAGUUCAGCCACUGCGUCCCACAGUCGGAGACUACUUCGCCCUCAGGACUCUGAACUCCUCGCGACCGGGGACCAAGGACGCGUCGCUCCGAGGCUGGCUCCGCGGCGAUGUGUCUCUCUUUGGGCUUGGCGGCGUCUCCCACCUGUGGAGCGCGAAGGCAGACGCGAGCGGCAACGAGGAGACUCUCUCUUCGGCUUCGAUGGACAGCGGCCUAGUCUCCGAAGACGAAGAGGAUUGGCACGGAGGCGAAGAGACAGAAGGCGAGACAGCGGCGAGUGAGGGAAUUCGUCUCGCUUCAGUUCCAUGUUCGUCUGAGGGCGUGGCACGAGGCCCUCCGGCUUUCGUGGAGGACAGCGAAGGAGGCAGUUGGAGGAAAGGUCGAGCGGAGAGGGAGGGGCACUCGGUUGCUGAGACUUCGUCUCUCCGGUCGAUGUCUGCUCCCUCAGCGACUGACGCCGCGCUCUCUUCUUCCGACGCGCCUGCCUCUCUUCAUUCUCGCCUCGACGAGAAACCUCCCCACGCACGAGCUGUCUCGCAGUCGGCGUCUGUCUCCUCGCGGUCGGCGUCUAUCUCCUCGCGGUCUUCUGUCUCUUCUUGGUCUUCUGUCUCUUCUCGGUCUGCUGGGUCCUCGCGAUCUUCGGUCUCCUCUCCAGCAUCGGUUUCUGUAUCCACCGCUCCCAGAUUUUUGAGGCCUCGGCCUCGCUGGGGCGCCGUGGCUCGCGCCCUGGCCGCGCGUGCCGAGAGGGCCAAGAAGGCCCGGAGACACCGAGGCCGGAAGCGCGCGCUUUCUGCAUUCUCCCCGGAUCUCUCGCUCGCUCCCUGGAUCUCGCUACCACCUCUCCAGGAGACUCUUUUGCAGAAUUUCUGCUCCCUUCCUGCACUGCUUGCGUGGGUCGCCCACCGGUACUCCCUCUUCCUUUCGAGGCUGCUCCAGGUCGCGCGCGAGAGAUUCGCCGCAGAUCGCUCUGGCGUCCUCGGUGAAAGCAACUGCUUCCUCGCCGAAGUCGAGUUCUUUGUGCGCCGCCUCUACGUCCUUCUCCAGCCUUCGCUGUUCGUCGACGCCGUCUACAAGAGAACGAGGAAAGGACUUCAGAGAAACAAGGAGAGGCAGGGCGAAGUGCGAAGUGAAAGGGAUGCGAAUCGGGGACAAGACAGAGAGGGGGCUUGCGACGGCCAAGACCGCGACGGACAGGGUGGGGACGCGCGCAUGCAAGGCGACACACGACAGGGAACAGAAGCCGGUGGAGAAUGCGAUGAGGAUAUCUGCUACACUCUAGAUAGUCUCGUCAUCGCUGGUGUACGCAUCCGGCUCUCUACGCCUUCGGAAUCAACGCGAGAAGAUCUUCAUCGCCUCCAGUCUCCUCAUUCUGCUUCUGCUUCGCUUCCGGGGAUGCUGAGUGUGGAGUAUUUGCCGCUGCGUCGACCGCCUGGUGUGGCGGGAGCCGUUUCGGACUUCCAGUCUCGAAGAGGGGCGAGACACAGAGAGAGGCGCGGAGUCGCCUGGCCGUCGAAUCUGAAGGCUCCUCCUGUACGAGAAAGAGACAGCGGCGGCUUUGGGCGAGAAGACACCGACAAACGCGCGAGCCGGUCGGGGCACGCGACAGCGAGGAGACCCCGUCCACAGGCGAGAAGGCGGCAGAAGUACUUUGCUCGGCCGCGGCUCUCGCCUCUUCACCUUCUGUUUCCUGCUCCUAAGUUUUUGAUUUUUCCUGUCUUCGUGCCUCCUCUCCCUUCCCUCAGCCUGACGGUCCAGUGGCUGAUGGAUGCGCUCGCACUGCUUUUCGAGAAGGGCCGUGAAGGCGCUGGGGGGGACUCGUCGCUACGAGCGUCUCCACUCACCUCGGCUUCCCCAAAUCGACCCGUCUCCCCAAGAGUCGCUUUGACUCCGUCUUGCGAUUCCGAUCCCUCGACGUUGCUGCAAGCGCCUCUCUUCUCUCGGGUGCGAGGGAAGUUGAAGCUAGGCUCCCGUUCUGAGGGCGCCUGGAGGGUGCGGGAGAAGAACACAGAGGAAUGUGUGGGGCGAAGUUCAGGGGCGCCCCAGUCUGGCCAUGGCAUUCCUCCGCUUGUGCAAGAAGAGCUCCUGAAGGGGAAAAAAACACAAAUUUCCAUCUUGUUUGCCGACCAACUUUUGAAACAACUUCUUUCGUCACCUCUCCGUCCUGCAUUCGAAGCCCUAGGCGCGCAACCUGUCCUCGGACGCCUUUCACCUCGACUUUCUUCUGGUUCUUCUUCUGGAUCUGUUGCUGAGGAACCAGCGGAUCAGAGUCGGGGGUUUCCUGUGGUUGUCGGCUCCGGAAGUGACUUCAUUGCUGGCGGCAAUUUCUUUCCGUUUGGGUGGGAUGUCCUUUUCCUUCUGUUGUUUCGCUGUCACAUUCCUUCUUACCUUCCGCGCCUCGUUCCUCCGCUCUUCCUCUCUCCUCCACCAUGUGCAGGAAACUCACGUGUGAACGGUGUCACUUCUCAGUCCUCUUCUUCCUCUUGCCCUCAGUCUUCUUCUCCAUCUUCUUCCUUUUCUUCAUUUUCCCCCUGUUCUUUCCUUUCUUCUUUAUCUGUGUCGUGUGUGGGGUCUCAGUCGCGUUGGGGUGAGGACCCCGGGACUGUGUUCUGGGGAGCGCAGCUUGCCGAGCAGUUGGCACAGCGUCGAGGACCCUCUCCUGCGCCGUUUUCCAAACCGUUCCCUUGGAUUUCGCCGGAGGCUGUGAAGCAGAUGACUGUUGCGGCUGCGCGCAUGCGCGCCGCUUCCCUCGCUUCGUCGCUUGCCUUUUGUCUGCCACUGUCUCUCGGGUGGGCCUCCUCGCCCCAGGGGUCUGUCGCCGAGCGACAGGAGCCGGUAAGGCCCGUGCCUCUCAGCCAGAAUGCCCGAGAUUUUCCUCGCGUCUUCCACUGGGAGCAACUGUCUCCGGCGCACUCGCUGCUCGUUCAGACCUCGCAGGUCGCCGCGGUCGCCAGCGCGCUGGACCUAAGUCACGCUGCCCAUGCAGAUUUCCUCCUCUGGAGCGCAAGAGCCAGUGGGCAGCUCGGAGGAGAAGAGGCAGGGGAGAAGAAGGACGGAAUGCAGGAGCGUCACAAGACGCGAGAGACCUCCAGAGGGAUAGGAGGGGACACAAGAGAGACGGGACCCGUGCAAGGGGGGUGGCGAGGAGACAGGCGAAGGGAAGCGUCUCCGCUGAGCGUGGGGUUGCCCCCGUCGCUGAUUCGAGGCGUUUUUCUCGCGUCGGAGGAAGUGCGGAGCAGGGAAGAGAAACGCUUGGAACAGGCUACGGCGCAGGAGGAAAAGAAAACGCCUCGCGAGGAGAAGGGGUCAGCGUUAUCUUUCUUCUCCUUCGCUGCAAAGCGAAGGAGAGAGAGAAAAGGCGCACGCGCGGAUGUCCAAGAUAUCGCCUGUCCUGUGCGCGACGAGGCUCGAGGGAGAGAAGAAAGGGGAGAAGCGAGAGGAGAAAGGGGAGGAGAAGAAGCGAGAGAAGCCGCGAGAGAGCCAGUGAAGGAACCCCAGAAGGAGUCGGAGAUGGAGAAGCGUCUCCUCGCUUUCUUCAGAGACAGUUUCGUCUUCAGUCAACCGAAAUUCUUCUUGUCGGAACGCGCGAGAGAUGCGGGACACACUUCUUAUCUCCACCUGCCGGACCGCUUGCUCGCGGCUCUCUGCGUCGCCCUGCGGCGCUACGAUCCUGAACAAAGAGAAGGCAGUGAGCCUGAGGCCGACAGGCGAGGGGAAGCCUUUUUUUCUGAAUCGAGGAGUGGAGAAAGCUGCCGGAGAGACGACCUCGAGCAUCGACGUGAAACCGACGGCAGCCAGAAUCCGAAAGAUGCGAAAAUCCGGAUCGACGAUGUGGCGACACCGUUCCUCCGUGCAUGCAGAGAAGCCGAUCCAAGCGAACAGUCGAGGCGGCAAGGAGUCCCGGCUCCAGGCACUGUAGAGUGGAGUGGAAACACAGAAACAGAGGCGAAAGUGGCGACGCCUUCCGGGUCGUCUUCCUUUUUCGCCUCUUCUGCUCCUCAAACUUCUUCGUCCUCGUCGAGCAUCGCUCCCCCGAGAGCGAAGCGUGGAGGCGAGACAGGCGAAGUGCCGCGAGAAGAAGCGAAGGAGACAGACAGGGGCUGGGGUGCCCCUGCCGACAGAGGCAACGACAGGACUCUUCCCCCUUUUUCGAGGCCUCUGUCUUCUUGCUCGCCUACCGGCUCUGCCUCGCGAGGAAAGAACGUCGCGCCUGCCGCCCUCUUCCUGAGUGGCGCCGGAGACUGCCACAGGCUCGACACAGAGCGAGACGCUGGAGACGGCACUGUCUUCAGAGAAAAAGAAAAGGAGAGACAGGAAGAGAAGCGAGAGAAGGAGAGAGAGGAGAGGGGUUUCUACGGAGACGACGGAAAUCUGGCGGUUUGUGAAGCGCCGCUUCGACGGCCUUCCCCAGAUUCCUGGGAUGUGGCGUUCUUUCGUGUGUCUUCUCCCGUGGGCGGUCCACGGCCCGCCGUGUUUGCUGUCUCACCACCUGAGACGCCGACAGUACAGGAUGAACAACGAGAACUGGCCGAGUGGUGUUUCCUCGCCGCCCUCAUUCGCGCCGAGCUCGCGACCGUAUCCCUUCUCCGCCGCGCGCCAACAGCCGGGAGAGACAGGCAGGUAAAGCAAGGAGACAGAGAGGAGACAGCUGAGCAGGGCAACGCGCUCAGCGGUGCGCUGCGGAGCACAGGGCGUGCAUGCGAAUCUGCAGAGGAAAAGAGAGGAAGCAGAGCGGCGACACAACACGUGGAAAAGAAAGACGACGAAGAAGAGUUGUUGCGUCUGGCCCUACGAGCUUCCUCCGUCCAUGGACUAGCCGCCGCGGCGUCUCCGAGUCUCCCUUUCCAUCCGCUGACAGUCGCCCUGGAGCGCCUUCUUCUGUACGUAUUGGACCAAGUUUACCGUUUCGACUCAGCUCCGUCGAGUCGCCGUCUCCCCCGCCUUUCGCUCGCGCCCUUCUCUGCGCCCCUCGCUCCCUUUCUUCCUGCCCCGCUCCCAAUGAAAAGUCGUUCUUCCGGUUCCUGUUCGUCCCAAGUCUCUCGCGAUUCAGAUCGAGGAACUCCGCAGUCCGUGCCGUCUCCUCGGCCUGAGCGUUCCGGCUCUUCCUCUCUCCCUCCAGGAGGGCCUCCGUCCCUCGUUCCCUCUCGCCCUGAGGUGCCUGUCUCGCACUUUGCCUUCCCUGCUCGUGUCUCGUCUGCGGGGUCUUCGUCGCUGGGCUCUGCCGACCAGCGCUCCUCCGUGGGGCGUCUGGGGACGCACGCGGUUUUUUCUGGUCCGGCGCCGGUCGGCGCGAAGCGCAGAGGCGCGGGAGAGACUGCGGCGGAGACUCUCGGGGUGCCCGAACCCUGUGAAGCCCAACGGUCCCGUGCCGGGCCGACCACUCUGGUCUUCAAGAACUCAGCGGGGGCAAUCGCGUUUCUGAGGGCGCGAAGCAUGGCGAACAGCGACGGAUUGAAUGACACGAAACAGGUCACAGAGGGCUCCCGAGACGCCGAAGCCAGGCGUUUUUCUUCUGUUCCUUCAGACAGUUGUGGACGUGCUAGGACAGCCGAAACGAAGGAGAAAAGGAGGCCCACUCUCCCUCCCAUUGAGAUUCGGAAUGAGCUGCUUCCGGGUCCCCGCAGCGUCGACCGGGUCUCCCUAGAGACUCAGCAAGACGUCCAGCAGGGGCGUGGGGGCCCCCCUUCCCUUCCACUAGAAGGCGAGGAGUUACACUGUCUGGGUCGCGGCGUCUCUGCAGCCUCAGCUGCGGGUGCUCUGCAGCAGCUGCACGCGCUUGCCCCCCAGUCCAGGCUCCUUCCAUCAGUCCAAGAGCUAAAGAACCAGCGAAUAACGGAGACUCCAGCACCUCGAAUUUCGGUCUUGAAGACUCCUACGCCUACUCGAACGCCAACGUUACCUGUUGCAGAAGGUAAGCAGCAGGACGAAAGGGUGACUCCCGCAGGGCCACCAGCUGGGAUAUGUCUCCAGGGAUUCUCAGAUAGGCGCCAAACCGGGACUACGGCAUCUCCGCCUACCACAGAAGGCUUCUCCUUCCCUGUUCCCGGACAGACGACCCAAGAGGUGGAAGGCCCGAUGUGGCUUUCCUCCGAUGGCUGCACUAACAUUUUUCCUUGGGGUGGCUGCCUUUCUGUGGCGUGUGCUGGAGUAAGCGCACCAGCACAGAGAGACCUUCAGGCCUCAUGGGCCCCAGAAGGCCAGCCAGAACGUGUGCCCGGACCGGAGACAGAAGCAGAGGGCAGGUUGCCUGGAGACAAAGCAUCCUGUCCUCCCAACGGGCCAGCUGUCAGCGAGUCUGUCUUUCUGAAGAGAAGCCUUCACAUGCGGGAAUGUUCAGGGACUGGCCCCUAUGGGGACUCCACCCCUGUCUGGGUUGCGCAGCCGCUGCGCCCGAUGCGUCUGUUGCCUUCUCACCCUCCAGUCCCUCUUCCGGUCGCUCGAGAGAGCUCGGAGCCAAAAGGAGACACUCGGGGCUCCCACAGUGGAGGGUCGAGGUUCGAGGAUGUAGCGCGGAAUUCUGAUGGUAAGGACUCAACCGAGAACAAGUUCCACGCUCGCGAAUCUUUCCUCUCUGGAUCCAGCCGUUCCCUGAAUCCAGUGCAUCUGCAAGGAGUGCCGGCUUCUCUGGCUCCAACAGGCGCGCCGCAAGUCGCGGGCGUGUCGCUGAGACCUUUGUCUUCAGCUGUUCUUCAGCCACUUCCCUUGUCUGUUUUUCCGCAGCAUGAUAAGCACGGAAGACGGCUCGUGGAGUCAUUGCAAAAAGACGGUCAAAGAAGAGGACUCUCAGAAACCAGAGAGUUCCCGGGGCCUCAGAAAUUAGAUGAGUUUUUAAGAGACAGCACAGAAAGCGCUUCUGGCGCGACUCUUAGUUUGGCUGCAAACGGCGAGAGAGACGCUGUUAACGCGACAUCCCAUCAGCAGGCACGGGACUGUCUCGGUACGCACAUGACGUUAGGACAAGUACCGCAUAAGGUAGAGCAGCUUGAUUUCUUUAGAAGAGGAGAGUUCGUUGUAGACAAGGAAGAAGCACGCAGUGGAGAGAUAAGGAAACUGGGGCAGUUUGGAUGCGUGCAGAACGCAGGAGGGAAAGAACGGACAGACACAAGCUCCAGUCGAGAAAGCGAAGGCGCCGACCCCAUUUUCGCUGUGGACAACCUCCUUUCGGGGUGAUUUUUUUGCGCGCGAUCAGUCUGUCGUGUUCAACCUUUAGAUUCAGUUCUCGCGACUUUUUUGUUGUUGGCCAUUCGAGUGCCCCCGGUGGAAUGCGUGUAAUAUCCCAUUUUAUUGGGAAGCAUGAAAGUUCUAGAGCACUGCAUGUGUAGUCUCAACGGGAUUCAGGUUGUGUCAUUCGUGUAUCAGUGGCGGAAAAAAGACAACCGCUUGGAAACAAAUGCAAGCCAGCUGCAGAUGAUGAACACGCAGUUGUUUCAUAGAAUGUCGGACAGCAUUUAAGUAAACAUGGUCAAAGGUGCGGUUCUUCUGUGCCUGGAGGAGGAAACGGGAAAAACAUCUUUGAAAAAAUCUGAUACUCGCGUACAGGCUCGCUCUUCACUUUCCGUUUACUGUAGCCACUGGUAUUGUCCCUCAACUAUCGGGUCUCGGGAAAAUGUUGUGCCUUAGGGACCAACACAGAAGCGCAGGUAGAGCCUUCAAUACCAGUGAAACAAAGUAGACUCGCUACACGUGAAAUCUGCUCUUGGUGCCGUUGCCGUUUCAACCUGUUCAUAGGGAUCUGUUUGGUUGGCGAGAAUGCCAAGUGGAUCAGGAUGGGCGGCACGGUGUCAUGUUUUGUUGGCUCGCGCAAAUGAAGCCGCAUCUCAUAGUGCCUGCAGGCUAGACCUAGUCAAGGAAUGUAUCAAUGUCACGAUCAUCGUGUCCCCC
This is a messenger RNA of Toxoplasma gondii ME49, 11835 nucleotides long. RefSeq lists its product as hypothetical. The record is from RefSeq and is a predicted model, not a curated record. Lineage: Eukaryota; Apicomplexa; Conoidasida; Eucoccidiorida; Sarcocystidae. The coding region runs from base 751 to 11124 and encodes 3457 amino acids. The transcript has 3 exons.